AUGAACGAGUUUGAACAGGCGUUGCAGAGCACCAGUGACAACCGACUCAUUGUGGAAACACACAUUCGUGUGAUGCGUGUAGUCUUUGACUUGCCGAUCUACAGCAACGCCGCCAAGAAGACAUUCAACAACAAGAUGCUCAACGAGCGCAACUGGCUCACCGUAAUGAAAGCUUAUUUCUCGAAUGAGAUAAUCAGACUGGAGGAAGAGCAACUCAGGAAAGAAGAUCGAAAGAAACAACUCGAGGAACAAAACAACAAGAUGAUGUUUCUUGCGAAUGAAGUUGAAGAAGAUAAUGAAGAUGAUAACAAUAACAAUAAUAAGAAUAAGACAAGUCCAACAACUACAACUAUAACAACAACUACUACAACAACAGCAGCAGCAGCAGCAGCAAGUAAAGAUACAGAAAUGACAGAUAAAAACAACAAUGAGGAGAAUGAAGAAGGUGAGGGAGAAGAAGAAGAAGGUGAAGGUGAUCAAGAAGAACAAAACGGUGAUGAAGAGGAGGAAGAAGGAGAUGAUGAAGAAGAAGGAAGUGACGAAGACUAUGAAGAUGAAUCAGACUUUAUUAUUACAAGUAAGAGUCCAGAGCAGAUUUCAAAGGUUUUGAAAAAGAGAUAUUACUAUAGAUUGUCAAUCGAUGAGAGAAUACAUAUCUUGGCGUACAUUGUCAAUCAGGCAAUCAGCUCUGAAAAGAUCAGAAACGCUGCCAAUACUGCCGCCACCAACCGAAAGGCAGCAAAUGCCGCCGCCACCAAAGCCAAGGGUAUCGAUGCACUCGCCGCCAAACUCAACACCCAGAUCAACUAUGAGAACAAGCGAUCCGCUCGUCUCAAAGCACUCUAUGGUGAUCGUAACAAUCAAGCACAAUACCAGCAAAAAGAAAAUGGUAGUCUAGAUAAUGUAUCGCUGGUAACCACAGCACAGCCACUUACAUUUAUACACCUCUCCGAUGUUCAUUACAGUUCAUUGGUGAACAGUAUCGAUAAUAAUUCGACUACUCGUUGUCUUAGUUUAGAUUUAGAGAAACAGGCAAUUAAUAGCAUAUCUACUAUCUAUAGAUAUAAUUCUCCGGCUGUUCAGGCAAUCAUACAUCAUGAAGGAGAUGAUCAUGGUGAACCAUACAUUGAAACAAUUCCACACGAUGGUUUAUUUGGUAGAUACGGAUGUGAUACCAAUAUGGAACUAUUCAACUCAACAUUAAAUGCUAUGUUAUCAGUGAAUCCAGAUCCAACUUUUAUCAUUUAUACGGGUGAUAGUGCAGGUCAUUCGUUGCCAUACAACUUUUGGGAGGAAUCGCAAAUUACAUUUGCCAAGUACAUGGCAGCGACCUACCCAGGAACAACUAUCAUUCCAUCGAUCGGUAACAACGAUGUCUUCCCAGACUACAAUGUAACCUGCAGUGAUAACAACCUUCAAUUCCUCUCGCAGGUGUGGAAUCAGUGGAUCCCAGUCGAACAGAUGCCAACCUUUUUGAAGAUGGGAGCAUUCGCAAUCUCACCGACACCCGGUCUUGUCGUACUCUCAUUGAACACCGUACUCUACUCGACCAAGCAAAAGACACUCUACCAAGAUCCAUGCGGUCAAUUCCAAUGGCUGGAAACACAACUCGCCAUGGCACAGGAGAACAACCAAUCCGUCUACAUCAUCGGUCACAUCUACCCAGGAUUGGAUCCGUUCUAUCAACAAGAGCAAUGGAGUAACAGUUAUAUUGUUAAUUUCUAUAAUUUAAUGUCAAAUUAUAAUGAUGUUAUUAAAGGUGGAUUCUUUGGUCAUAUUCAUAGAGAUGAAUUCAGAUCCCCACAAUACGUUCAGAAUACAAAUACUUCGGAUUCAUCUUCAUCGUCAUCGACAUCAGAUUCAUUGGAUCAAUCAAACAUAUCUUCGUACAACUCGAGUAAUCCAUACUUCCCAUUGUUCAUUGGAUCAGCUAUUUCACCAUUGUACGAAAACAAUCCAUCGUUCAAGCAAUUCUAUUUCGAUGACAAUCAAAACAUUGUAUCAUACGACACCUAUUAUACCGAUAUCUAUAUUUCCAAUCUCUUUAGUUUUACCAAUUGGACUUUGGAGUAUAGUUUUGCCGAGCUCUAUGAUAUUUCUGAUCCAUAUGUAGAUGGUUCAACAUUACGUAAUUUAGUAGAUUACUUGAAUUUGAAUCGUUAUCUUUAUGCAAUCUUUGACAUCUAUAGAACAAGUAGUUACGAAGCCGACAUUUCACCAACUUUUUGUUUAAUAUUGAAUCCAACCGACACUGCAUUCAAUAGAUGUCUCACAAAGAACAAUAUUAUCGAUGACAUUGUUCGUAUUAAAGAGACUAGACAAGCUGCCCUAACAAGAUUAAAACAAAAGAAAUUGAUUUAA
Heterostelium album PN500 is the source of this 2361-nucleotide messenger RNA. It is a transcript of the gene sgmD, whose product is annotated as putative sphingomyelinase. The transcript has 9 exons. The coding region runs from base 1 to 2361 and encodes 786 amino acids. Lineage: Eukaryota; Evosea; Eumycetozoa; Acytosteliales; Acytosteliaceae. The record is from RefSeq and is a predicted model, not a curated record.